Lingula anatina is the source of this 1562-nucleotide messenger RNA. RefSeq names its product cytochrome P450 2J6-like. Gene Ontology annotation, molecular function: steroid hydroxylase activity; iron ion binding; oxidoreductase activity, acting on paired donors, with incorporation or reduction of molecular oxygen, reduced flavin or flavoprotein as one donor, and incorporation of one atom of oxygen. The record is from RefSeq and is a predicted model, not a curated record. Gene Ontology annotation, biological process: xenobiotic metabolic process. Lineage: Eukaryota; Metazoa; Brachiopoda; Lingulata; Lingulida; Lingulidae. Gene Ontology annotation, cellular component: cytoplasm; intracellular membrane-bounded organelle.
GGAGUUUUAUUUAAAUCCGGGCACGCAUGGAAGGAACUGAGGAGAUUCACGCUCUCGUCUCUUCGAGAUCUCGGCCUCGGAAGAAAAAGUUUACAAAAAGCAUUCAGGAUGAGGCAAGAUACUUGGUGCAAAACAUUGAAAAUGAAAAUGGAAAGGCUUUCUCUCCCAGAGACAGGAUUGGAAAAGCUGUCAGCAAUAUUAUUUCUAUCGUUGUAUUUGGAACAAGAUAUGACUAUAAUGACACCCCAGAAAUGCUGCCAGUUUUAGAGGAGGCAGUGCGACUUGGCGAAGGGCCACUCUCCCUUACCAACUUGGCACGGUUCAUCGUGCCGAUGAAGAAGAUGCUGUCCCUUGUGGACAGGCUGUAUAGUUUGAUAAGACAGGAAGUGGACCGACACCGCCAGUCCUUUGAUCCAACUGACAUCCGGGACUUCAUUGACCUCUUCAUAAAGGUCACACGAGAGGAGGAAGAUCCCGAGGUCUACACAGAAUGGAACGUGUUCCGCAUCAUCGUUGAUCUCUAUUUGGCUGGCACCGACACAACAGCUAAUACUUUGAGAUGGUCCCUGGUUCAUAUGGUAAAUCAUCCGGAUGCUCAGAAAAGGGUGCAACAGGAAAUUGAUCAGAUCAUAGGUCAAGGUCGUGUUGCCAAGAUGGAGGACAAGGCCAGGAUGCCAUUCACGGAAGCAACCAUACUGGAAGUCUUUCGUUUGUCCACCGUUGUUCCGGUGGGUGGGCCCCAUGCCACCAGUGAAACAACCAACUUGGCAGGAUACACCAUUCCCAAGGGAACGGUAAUACUGGGAGAUUUGUACCGGGUUCUCCACGAUAAGAAUAACUUCGAGGAUCCUUACAAGUUCAAACCAGAAAGAUGGCUGGAUGAUGAUGGUAAAGUGGUCAAGUCGGACAAAAUGAUACCGUUUUCUAUAGGACCCCGUGUUUGCCUGGGCAAGGGGCUUGCUGAAAUGGAAGCGUUCAUUUUCUUCACCACGUUGCUUCAGAGUUUUACCUUCAAGGUACCAGAGGGCGAGAAACCUCCAGAUGGAGUGGAAGGCCUCAACGCGCUCACUUUUACGCCAUACCCCUACAACGUGUGCGCUGUUAGACGCUAGACUGGAAUAAAUAACUGCCUCUUACUAUGGACAUGUACAACUGUAUCUGCAUAAAUACGUUAGAUUAUGUAAGACUGACUUGUGACUGACGGUACCUAAACUAAAAUAAUUCGUUUAUUCUCGAAAUGAUUUUUGUGCAUUUCUUCUUGGCAAAAACGUUUGUCAGAAAUCGCUUUUAAUAAACUUUGUGUAGUUGCUUGGAUGUUGUGUUUUUAGUAAGAGUAAAUUAAAUGUACAUUGUAGUAAAUUGUGUGGCUGUGAUUUGCCUAUAAUAAAUACCAUCGAUUCCUAGUUUAAUAGACAGACUUUGUCAGAAAGGUUGUCCCACCUCUAAGUCCAUGUGUUUUUGUUAGUAAAUGAUCACCUCCAAUUGUGGACAAUUUAUGACAGAGUUCUGUGGCAUGAGUUACAGUCUGUAUAUUUUCAUUACCUCCGCCAAGGAGGUUAUGU